CACCAAGUCUCUUCUUCUUCCUGUGCUGGUUAGCCAUGGCGGCCGUGAAGACCCUGAACCCCAAGGCCGAGGUAGCUCGAGCCCAGGCAGCGUUGGCGGUGAACAUCAGCGUGGCCCGGGACCUGCAGGAUGUGCUGAGGACCAACUUGGGGCCUAAAGGCACCAUGAAGAUGCCGGUUUCGGGAGCUGGAGACAUCAAGCUCACUAAAGACGGCAAUGUACUGCUUCAUGAAAUGCAAAUUCAGCACCCAACAGCCUCCUUAAUAGCCAAAGUAGCAGCAGCCCAAGAUGACAUAAUUGGUGAUGGUACCACUUCCAAUGUCCUAAUCAUUGGUGAGCUACUGAAGCAGGCAGAUCUCUACAUUUCUGAAGGUCUUCAUCCCAGAAUGAUAACAGAAGGAUUUGAAGCUGCAAAGGAAAAGACACUUCUGUUUUUGGAACAAGUCAAAGUAAGCAAAGAAAUGGACAGGGAAACACUUAUAGAUGUGGUCAAAACAUCUCUGUGUACUAAAGUGUAUGCUGAACUUGCUGAUGUCUUAACAGAGGCUGUGGUAGACUCCAUUUUGGCCAUUAAAAAACAAGAUGAACCUAUCGACCUCUUCAUGGUUGAGAUCAUGGAGAUGAAACAUAAAUCUGAAACUGAUACAAGCUUAAUCAGAGGUCUUGUUUUGGACCAUGGGGCACAUGGGGAUAUGAAAAAAAGAGUAGAAGAUGCAUACAUCCUCACAUGCAAUGUGUCAUUAGAAUAUGAAAAAACAGAAGAGAAUUCUGGCUUUUUUUACAAGAGUGCGGAAGAGAGAGAGAAGCUUGUAAAGGCUGAAAGAAAAUUCAUUGAAGAUAGAGUUAAAAAAAUAAUAGAAUUGUAAAAGAAAGUUUGUGGUGAUUCAGAUAAAGGAUUCAUUGUUAUUAAUCAAAAGGGAAUAGACCCCUUUUCCUUAGAUGCUCUUGCAAAAGAAGGUAUAGUAGCUCUGUGUAGAGCUAAACGGAGAAGUAUGGAAAGGCUGACUCUUGCUUGUGGUGGAGUGGCUCUAAAUUCCUUUGAUGACCUAAGUCCUGAUUGUUUGGGACAUGCAGGACUUGUCUAUGAAUAUACAUUGGGAGAAGAGAAGUUCACUUUUAUUGAGAAAUGUAACAAUCCUCGCUCUGUCACAUUAUUGAUCAAAGGACCAAAUAAGCACACACUCACACAAAUCAAAGAUGCAAUAAGAGAUGGCUUGAGGGCUGUUAAAAAUGCUCUUGAUGAUGGCUGAGUUCCAGGAGCAGGUGCAGUAGAAGUGGCAAUGGCAGAAGCCUUGAUUAAGUACAAGCCCAGUGUAAAGGGCAGGGCCCAGCUGGGAGUUCAAGCAUUUGCUGAUGCAUUGCUCAUUAUUCCCGAGGUACUUGCUCAGAAUUCUGGUUUUGACCUUCAGGAAACACUAGUUAAAGUUCAAGCAGAACAUUCAGAAUCAGGUCAACUUGUUGGUGUGGACCUGAACACAGGUGAGCCAAUGGUAGCAGCCGAAGUAGGCAUAUGGGAUAACUAUUUUGUAAAGAAGCAGCUGCUUCGAUCCUGCACUGUGAUUGCCACCAACAUUCUCUUGGUUGAUGAGAUCAUGCGAGCUGGAAUGUCUUCUCUAAAAGGUUGAAUUUGAAGCUUCCUUCAUGUCAUCCAAAUCAUGAAGACUAUAGAGUGAUUCUAAGAAUAUAGCGACAAUUUUGUCCAAGCUUCAAACAAUUUUCAAAAGCAUCUUCUUUUCCCAUAUGAAAACAGAGAACACUGACACCUAAAUUCUGAAGUU
Molecule: messenger RNA, 1778 nt
Organism: Mustela lutreola (European mink)
Lineage: Eukaryota; Metazoa; Chordata; Mammalia; Carnivora; Mustelidae
Product: T-complex protein 1 subunit zeta-like
Biological process (GO): protein folding
Cellular component (GO): chaperonin-containing T-complex
Molecular function (GO): ATP-dependent protein folding chaperone; ATP hydrolysis activity; ATP binding
Source: RefSeq, a predicted model, not a curated record